UCUAAAAGUAGUGUGUACAAAUUUCAGAGCAAUCGGACUGAUAUUUUACAAGAUUUACGUUGUACCAUUUCGAAAAAUGUAGUUUCGAGAUAAUCCCAAAAGAAAGUAAACGUACGGUCCGAUUGCUCUGAAAUUUGUACACAAUACUUUUAGAUACAUUAUCUGAAGAAUAGCAAUGGAUUUUUUCGAUUACUUGAUUAAUCUUUUAAUUAAUUUUUUUUUUUAAGAAUAGUACCCAUCUGGCGAGCGCUCAGAAUGGCCAGACGCCUUAAUCGUAUGAAUCGAUGAUCCAACCGCAGGAUCUCCUUCGGUCAGCGUAGGACCGAGAUCCGUCAUCGGUCCGAUACUUCCGAGUGCAUCUUUCUUCGGCCAGUCAGAGACAGGGCUAGCCUACUUUCUCUGCAAAGAGAAUUUUUAACCGAUGUGUGAGGGUUCCCUCUCCCGGUUUUCUCGUCCUGAACGUCCUCUCGACUCUUUCCCUCUCUCUGACCCUGCCUCCUUCUCGAUCCAUGUCCCCGUCUCUCUUCAUUGCUUCUCGUUCUCUCGCUCUCUCCCUUCGGUCUCUCGUUUCCUCGAUUUACUCGGCUAGCUCAGCCGAGAAUUCCUUCGACCGGUGCCCCUCUCGGAGUCUAUAUAAGCCGUGUGCUCAUACGAGACUGAGCAUUUUUUUGUGUUAAUAGUACGGAGUUGUGGUGCUCCUCUGUCGAAGAGGCAACGGGUUGACAAGUGUCAGGAUGGUGUGCGCGACGCGAUACGGAAGAUCCGUGUUCGAUUAAAGCCGAGAAGAAGUCUGGGACGUAGGCGCACGCCUGCUCCUUUCAUUCGAGUGACGAAAAAGUAAAAGAACAACCUUGGAGUUUUGUUAAAUUUGUGUUCAGUGCGGUCAGCGAUUACAUCCGUGCAACAUGAUUCGAAGCAAGAUGACAAUCACACUGCUGUUCGUCCUGGUGAUCGGACAUCAUGGUCAGGCAGUGAUUAACAAAGCUCAAGCACCUGGUAAAAGCGAAGAGAAAACAGAGAACAAGAUUAAGGCUGACGACAGGAUAAGUAAUUCGUACGGUCCACCCUCUGACGAAUACGGACCUCCAAUUGGGAUAGACUUCAAGCGACCAGCACCAGUUUACGGACCACCGGAACUGGUAGGGGAUCAAGGACCAACGCCGAUAUAUCCACCGCCGCCGCCAGACGUACCACCGCCACCCGUCUAUGGUCCACCAUUGUCUUCGUAUGGCCCACCGCGAAAUAUUAAACCACAUUACGGACCACCAAAACAAAGUUUCGGACCUCCUCUGUCCCCUUUGCCCCCGAAGCUUAGCUACAGUUCACUGAAACUUCACUACGGACCACCAAAGCAACACUAUGGACCGCCGCAUUCAUUCGCAUCGUUCAGACCACCGAAAACUCAGUACGGGCCACCACUGAAAUUCAGUUCUGCCGUCUCCAAUCAAUAUAUAGCCGUAUCGUCUUCAAGUCACGGACCAACGAAACCAGGACACGGGUUUCCUAUCCCCGUGUCUCUGGAUGCAUAUGGACCACCUUCGCAGCAAAUCGCCGUUCAGUUCAAUUCCCAACCUAGCGACAACUAUGGACCACCACUAGGACCGUUGCAUGCGUCCGUGUCUAGCUCUCAGUAUGGUCCUCCCACUGGUGACGCUUACAGCCUUCCGGCACCGCAUCCUCCUCCAGGAGUACCAGCACCACCUACACCACCGGAUAUAAAAUACGACGGUUGGCAGCCGAUCGCAGGAUUGGCUAAUCAACAUGGACAUUCCGAAGAAAAUUAUAGACUACAGCACAAUGAGCAUCACUCGCUGGAAGGCUCUUCUGGGAAUCUACACGUAGCGCAAACUACCUCGAACGCUGUUGCCGAUAAUCCAAACGUACCGAACGAUUCUUACGGAGUUCCGAUACAUAACCCCGAAGCUCAGGACCUGAAGAGUUCUGUGCAUUCGGGUUCCAUCGAGAACGAUGGAUUGCCGCCGCCUCCGUUACCGCAGUUCGAGCCUUUCCACAACGAAGAUCAUCCACCGAAGAAGCACGAGUCCGAGGAGGUCGUGUCUGAUUUACAGUACGACGUGCCAAAGGUCAAGCCCCUUUCCAUCGUGAAAACCGUUGGAUUCGAGUUGCUGCCUAACGUAUCGCCGUUAAAUUCGGAUCACAACGCAGGGUCAUUGCCAACUUUGAAAUUACCAAUUCUUGACGGUGGAUCGCAUCAUCAUCAUCUGGGGGGCGCCGAGAUUCACUCGUUUCAAAACGUAGGGAACGACUUACCGCUGCCACCCGUGAAUACACUAUCUGGUAGCUAUGGUAUACCGUUGCCAAGCGUUUCCUUCGGGAAAUUGAACUCUAUUGAAUCUGGAAUACCUCUACCACCACCACCUUUACUCGACACGUACAGCGCACCUCCUCUUUCUUCCUAUUCAUCUAAGGGACCCUAUCCAGAGUCAGGUCGAGCAGUAUCGUUUUCUUCAUUUGGAUUGCAAGGCGGUUCACUUUUCAAGCAGAACUUCCAUCAUCAUCGUCCUCACGGAUCGUUCAGAGCUCCUCUACCUCCGCUCGGCUCCCUGAUACCGCCCAGAAAUCGCGAACCGAUUAAAUUUAAAGAACCCAUUCCCAGUGGACUUCUAAGCAAUCUCAAUCGUUACAUACCGCCGCCGCGAUACUUUGACUCACCCAAAUCAACAAAGUCCUAUAUUUCACCAUUCUCGUUCGAACAGCAAUUGCCUAGUCUCACUGGUCCGAUCGCUUUCAACAAAUUUGCUGCCAAUGGUUACCAUUCGCCAAUAGCAGCCCCGAACGCGCAAUACGGGACGCCAUUGUCCUUCGGCGACUUCAAUACUCCGGCGCCGGUCCUAACUUAUGGAGCACCGAAUUUUGGACCCGCUUCUUCUUUCGUUUCAGCCUCCAUUGGAUUCGGAAAGAAUCUAUACGACGGCAUUGGCAGUAGCAUCGCUACCACUUAUGGUACUCCUAUAGUGAACGCACCGCUACCUACGAGCGUUGGCUAUGAUUGCGGUUUCCAGCACACAAGUGGCGGAGCGCAAUAUAGUUUACAAGACACAGGAGUUCACGCGCCAGGCUUGGGAUCUUAUGCUCACAGUUUCGCCACUUCCUUGUCGUCGAGUAACUCUCUUUCCUCUGAUCUACAUCAAAAUUCGCUUCUCAAAGUAGAGCCGUCGCCACACUCGUUUGAUGCCACGCAAUCCGCGAGUCAGUUAAACCUACAGAGCGGGCAUAAUUCCAAUUUAAAAGACAGCUACGGGAAUCCAGUGGAUGGAGCGUACAAUGGCCUCGAACACGGUGACAACGUGUUGUCCAGCGAUCACAGCCAAUCAGCCGAUGUUGCAAAUGUCCUUUCGCCACCUCCUUCCACGCAAUCUCUCGAGGCAGGUCUUUCGAGUCACGAAUUCAAACAAGAAGAUGGAGCAAGGGCCGAGGCAUUGGCAUCGAGCUUAGUCGAGCAAGAAUUUGGACAAGCAAAGAACCAUGGCUCGAGCGACGUGGAUGCUAGUCAAUUUCUGAACACUCACGAAGGCAGCGAGGCUUUGUCCUUGGCGAAGGGGUUGGCUGUUACCAGUGGAGCCGACGGAUUUGAAAUUCAGGGAUCCAAAGGAACGUACACAUUGCAAAUUCAACCCGCGGAUGGAGGACUAGGAACAGAAAAUUCGGACGGCAGCAUCAGGCACGAUCAAGUGCUUUCGAACGGACUUCUGCAAGAUAUCCUCGCAGCUAUCGAGCAACCGAGUCAAGGAAAUAUCCAACUCGAAGGUCUUCCAGAAGGGCAAUCCCUGCAACAUAUUUACAAUGAUUUGCCACGGGCUAGUAGCGCAGAUGCACAAAAAGGACAUUAUAUUACCGUGGACAAUAGCGAGCAGAAAAACAAUGCCGAAGCAUUGGUUGGAUAUGCUAGUGACCGGAAAGAGGCGGAGUUGGACGAAGCAAAUUCAACGAAAGAAGAGACCGUUGCUCUCUUCUUCAAUAAUCAGUACGCUGAUGCACGAAAGGAAACCAGGUCGGUAGCGAAAAGCGAGUCCGUACCUACCUUUUCUUCGGAGGAAAGUAAAAGUGCCGAUAAAGCAAAGUCCUAAAUUAUUUCACGCAAUUCAUUUAUAUUUAGGAACCAUUUAGGACUUUUGUUGGUAGUGUACGAUAAUUUAUGCAACAGCGGAAAGACUUAUUUUAUUUUGCUACACCAAGUUUGUCGAAGUCAAACGUUCCUGCCGUGUUAAGUGAAGGCUUUUCUUCGAAUUCAAAUUCUCUCUUAAGAAUUCAUUAUUUAUGAUUGGUGACUCAAGUUGUACUGCUAAUUAUAGAAUAUUUAACAUUUUGUUACCGGUAGUCGAAAAAGCAAUUCCAAACCGCAUCGAUGCUUCGCAUUGCUCCAGUGUAUCGUUAGCACUUCGAAGACGUUUCCGGUGUUUCGAAGGGAAGAGGUUGCCGAUUGCGUAACUUUUUUCUUUUCGCGAGUGCCGAAGAACGAUAGUGAUAAUUGUUCGUUGGAUGGUGUACCGAUGCUUGCCGAUUAUCGCCGAUCACGAAACGAAAUUUACUUUAGAGAUUCUCGUUUCCCGCCAGAAGUGCUAUCAUGUUAAGCAAGCAUCAGCGGAAACCUUUUUUCGCACGGACAGAUUCCACGUUCACCAAGGCAGAUCUUAUCGGACCCAUAAUUGCAACGCGAGAGGGAUCCAAAAGUCCUGGAGUGUUCCUCUGUUCGCGCAAGAACGGGGCGUUCACCUCUUGGAAGGGGUUUCACUCGAACGAAAAAGAGCAAAAGGUAUCGAAGUCAUCCUCCUCGUGUAGUUCAGUAACCGUGUCACGGCCAUUAGCGAAUGUCUCAAGCGAGACAACGAAAUUCAGUCAUCGGGGCUUAAAGGCGAUGACUCCGUACUUUGCAACACAGAUUUUGCAAGGCAUUUAGGUCACUGGGUUACAAAUUGUUCCUCUACGCGGAACACGGCAAGAGGUGCGCAUCGGGCAACUUUCAUCGGUCGUUUGAGACGCGGCAAAACGAUAGGCAGCCUCGCGCUUCCACGUCUUUAACCUUCACCGAGGUGAAAGUUCAGAAACUCGUCUAACUGCUUCGGGUAAUGACUCUUACCUUUUGCGAGAAUCGCGUUUCACGUGAAACGCAUUGCCCGGCACUGAGGGCGUUUAGACGCAAUACACGCGGUUUUGCAUACCCUUGCAACGAUAACAGGCAGAUAUACAUACAUCUAGUCCGUUGUUUUUGAUGAGAUACGCUGUACCAGUUAUGCAUUAGAGGAAACAGACUUUUAGGUGAAAAUCCCGUUUUGCAAGAAACGUCACUCUUCGCGUUGAUUUCUAUCAAAUUUGCACCUAGAGCACUUUAGCUGAAAAUUUAGUUCGUCAUUUUUCGUCGUUUAUCUCCGCUAAUUUAUAAGAAAUUUUACUAAAUAGGUAUUUCAACUAACACUUUCAGAGCAAUUUACAUCCCUUGAAUAAAAGUAUGUCGAUAAGAAAAUAUAAUUGUUUAAUAAAUUUCAGUGCUCUAUCUGUGCAAAGUUUCGCAAAAAUCAGCGUGUAAAAAUAUAAGCUGUAGUCUUUGAGCUCAACAGAAGAAAAUGUCAAGAAAAGAUAGUCAAAUUUUGAUCCGUUCUAACUGCUAUUCGGUGUGUUCUCUUCGCACGUAUUCUUGCGAAAAGGUAUUUGAAACACAAGUAUGUAUUAUUUAAAGUAGAGAGAUGACUUCGUUUAGUAGCACAGCUAGGAGUCUUUCCAAGUGAAACCAUUUAAAAGUACAAGCACCCAAAGAUACACACUCUACACUCACAAAGUCACUCUUGUAUAGAGCAGUAGUAAAUGCAGAUGCCCGACACAUUGAUAACCUCCGCGAUCACAGUCUGAAAUAUAACCACCCGGCAGAUAUAGGUAAUAAAAUGUUAACGCGUUCGCUUGCACGUCGGUACGUUGAUCGACGCGGGCUUAGUGCCGCUGCGUAUCGCCGUGCACGCAUUUCGUAUUCGGUGCAACCUUAAACUUCUUGUACUUUUAUAGUGCUUCCUGGCAAAUGGUUAUGCAUAACUCAGUGUAUUGCAGAUACGUAAAAUAAGUAAAGCGUACAAGCUUAAGAGAUGCUCAUUGUUAAGAAAUACGCAGUGACGAUGCUGCCAAGCCAUAAAAUGCAUCAACUAGCUCCUAACUUUUAGACACCUCUCUCCUUUUCUUUUUUUUCAACGAAUUAAUUUAUUAUUUUAUACGCAGCGUCCUGUGCGACAGCGCGCUAUCGAUACUGGACGAACGAUCGACGUUAUUUUACUCGUUGAACGUAGCGCGCGUGUGACUGUAUCAUUUAUAUGUGUAACGUCGCGAUAAGUAUGUAAAUAUAUGACGUAU
This is a messenger RNA of Hylaeus anthracinus, 6354 nucleotides long. RefSeq lists its product as uncharacterized. Gene Ontology annotation, cellular component: cytoplasm; actin filament. The transcript is spliced from 2 exons. Gene Ontology annotation, molecular function: actin binding; microtubule binding. The record is from RefSeq and is a predicted model, not a curated record. NCBI's taxonomy places the organism in Eukaryota, Metazoa, Arthropoda, Insecta, Hymenoptera, Colletidae. Gene Ontology annotation, biological process: actin filament polymerization. Bases 906 to 4088 code for a protein of 1060 amino acids.